This is a messenger RNA of Protopolystoma xenopodis, 424 nucleotides long. Lineage: Eukaryota; Metazoa; Platyhelminthes; Monogenea; Polystomatidea; Polystomatidae. The record is from the annotation of a GenBank genome assembly.
ACACUAUACGAGGUUCGAAUCGUGGCUAGCAAUGGAGCCGGCAUGUCCUCAACUAGCCCGAUCCUUUUGGUAUCCACCACGGGUCCCAUUAAGCCCGGUGGCCUGGCUGGCGCUAGUGGAACCUGGUUUAUUAUCAUCUUCAUCCUCUUUGUGCUGUUGCUCGUCCUUUUGGCCUUAUUUGUCUACACCAGGGAGCAACGACUUCAAACAGGCAAGCCUAGCUAAGACUAAUUUUGUGAUAUUGCUGACAUCAAUUAAUGUUGUUGGACAAUGCAUAGAUGCACUAGUUUUGCGCCUGCAAGAAGAAUUAUUGUCUAUUUCUAUGCAUUUUCAAGUAGCAAGAAGAAAAGUUGAAUGUGAAUUCUUUCCUAAUGCAGGCCAUUUGGCAAAGCCAGCUCACGUAUGGCUUAUCUUGAUGAAAUAA